ACCGCACCCUGAUAUUUAUUAAACCUUUGUCUUUCCCCUCCGAUACGAUUUGAUAUCCACACAACCCACGGGUCUGGGCUGCAAUAUUCGUCUCGCUUCUCCUCCGUAUCUCGUUUUGUCAGUCCGUAUUUUUAUAGACACUUGGCAAGCCACCGCUUACAGCUUGGGCGCUCUUUGUUCCUCAGCUUGAACGCUCAGCUGUAUUUUUCCGAAGCGUCCGUCUUGAUUCCACGACACAACCUCAGAAUGAGAAGUAUGAGGAGAAGUACAGUUGCUGCAGGCCUGUUGGCGCUUGCAUCUCGGGCGUGGGCUCAAGUUGCCAGUGUCUGCCCCUCGGACGAUGUCUGCUUCAAGCUGAACAUUCCGGACAGCACUGCAUCGUCUGGCGAUGGCGAUAUUUUCUUUCAAAUAUCGGCACCCAGCGACUACGAAUGGGUCGCACUCGGCCAGGGGGAUAGCAUGUCGGGAUCCAACAUCUUCGUUGUCUACACUGCUUCCGAUUCAAACGUGACGGUUUCACCGAGGCUGGGAACCGGCCAUCAAAUGCCCAAUUUCAAUGGGGAUGCGCAAGUCACGCUGCUCGAAGGAUCUAGCGUAUCGGGCGGAAAGAUGACAGCGAACGUGAAGUGUUCCAAUUGCAACAGCUGGUCAGGCGGCACUGCAGACUUCACCUCCGGGAGCGGCAACUGGAUAUACGCGUAUAAGUCCUCUGGCGGGCCCAAGGAUUCCACAGAUCAGUCCGCGAGCAUCAGCCAGCACAACGAGCGGGACGCUUUCUCAUGGGAUUAUGCUAGCGCAAAAGGAGGAAGUAGCGCCAAUCCGCUCGUCAACUCUGCGCCAUCUGGCACGGGAACCGGAAGUGGAGGUGCAAGCGUGACGAGCUGCGUGCCCCGGCCCACCUCCACCGGAUCGGGAUCGGGAUCAGCAUCAGGAUCCGGAUCAGGGACACCGACUACCGCGACUGACGACGAUGAUACUCAGACUCAGACGCUACCUCCAUGGGCAACUGGAACCGGCCGACGUUUUGGUCCCCCACGCGAGAAGCGGCACGAGAAGCGCCAGGACGACGUCAAUUACUGCGACGAUAAUUCGAACUCGAACUCGAACAACAACGCUGGCUUCACGCCCCUUCAUUCGGGUGGCGGGGCAAACCAAACGAAGAUGCUUAUUGCUCACGGGACGAUGGCAGCGCUCGCCUUUGUCAUCUUCUUCCCUGUCGGCGCCAUUGCCAUUCGACUUGCCUCGUUCACAGGGCUUAUAUGGUUCCAUGCUGCUUUCCAAGCUUUUGCGUAUUUGAUCUAUAUUAUUGCGUUCGGGCUCGGUGUAUACAUCGCCAAAGACUACGACCUUCUCGACGAGUACCAUCCGGUCAUUGGCAUUGUUGUUUUCAUCCUGCUCUUCUUUCAACCCAUUCUGGGCUGCAUGCAUCACGUGCUGUUCAAGAAGUAUCAGACCCGCACCUUCUGGUCUUACGCCCAUCUCUGGCUCGGCCGGAUCGUCAUCACGCUAGGCAUUAUCAACGGCGGCCUCGGAUUCAAGCUUGCCGACACGAUGGGAAUGGGAUCGAAGUCUGGCAUGAUUGCGUACUCGGUUGUUGCGGCACUGAUGUGGUCAGCCUGGGCUAUUGCUUCGAUUAUUGGCGAGAGGCGGAGGAAGACGGCGGCAAGGAACGCGCCGCCCAAGUACACCGACAGCCCACCGGUGGAGACUAGGCAGAGGGCGGAUAUUCCGCAUCCCGAGCAGGGGCAUUAUGCGCCCAGAUAGGCGUGGUAGAGUAGUGGAAGAAGGACAAAACGUUAGGCCGUUGGAGUAUUCUGGUUGAGGCAAAAAGGUAGCGAAUUAUAUCUUGUUAGC
This is a messenger RNA of Trematosphaeria pertusa, 1854 nucleotides long. RefSeq names its product iron reductase domain protein. NCBI's taxonomy places the organism in Eukaryota, Fungi, Ascomycota, Dothideomycetes, Pleosporales, Trematosphaeriaceae. The record is from RefSeq and is a predicted model, not a curated record. The transcript has 5 exons. Bases 247 to 1764 code for a protein of 505 amino acids.